Molecule: messenger RNA, 961 nt
Organism: Melopsittacus undulatus (budgerigar)
Lineage: Eukaryota; Metazoa; Chordata; Aves; Psittaciformes; Psittaculidae
Gene: C28H6orf136
Product: chromosome 28 C6orf136 homolog
Exons: 6
Coding region: 18-884 (288 amino acids)
Source: RefSeq, a predicted model, not a curated record
CAGGGGGGGGCUCCGCCAUGUACCGGCAGGGCCGGGCCGCCGCCGCCCGGCUCCGGGCAUGGCCCCCACCGGAGCGCUCCGCGCAUGCGCACAUGCACCCCCGCCGCUACCGAGCGCGGCCGCAGGACGUGGCGCCCCCCGGUGGCCGCCGCCCGGCGCUGCCGCGGCCGCUGUCGCUGUCCCCCCCCGAGGGCCUCGGCGGAGCCUUCACCACCGUGGACGGGAGACGUGAGGAUGACAUCGAUGUCCGGGACGGACCCGGAGCCUCCGUCCUGCUGCUGCUGCGGGGACCGGCCCUGCUGGGGCCGGCACCGGAGCCCCCCGACCGCCGGCCCCCGUCCAUGGAGGAGCACUUGGCUGUCAUGCACCAGAAGCUGCAGCACGAGCUCCCCAAUUUCUUCUUCAAGAUCCCCGAUUAUGGCCUCUACUCCCACGACGUGGAGUUCAUCAACCACCUCCUGCACAUGCACACGCGGGGCCGGCCCAUGUACCAGGUGGCCGUGGCGCUGUGCCGGGCGCUGGCCUGGGGCUACUUCGCCAGCCUGAGGCUGGAGGUGCUGGCGCUCACCCGGCACCCCGAGGACUGGAGCAUCCGGGCGCGAUGGAGGCUCACGGGGCUGCCCCUGCACCUCUGCGUGCUGCGCUUCUACCGGCGGGACAAGGCUGCCCUCCUGCGGUCCUACGAUGCCCUCUCCACCUUCUUCCUCAACUCACAGGGGCUCAUCCGCUGCCACCACGUGGACAAGCUGAUGCCGGCCCCGACGCCGCUGGCCCAGGACAAGAAGCUGUUGGUGGCUGCCGCGGUGGCCGCGCUCCCGGUGCCACCACCGGUGCCCCCCCUGCACCUCGCCAUGAAGCCCUCGGACACUCCGGGGGACCCCUGAACCCCCCAUUGUCCCCAUCACCCCCCCGGUGUCCCCUUAACUUAAUGUACAGAAUAAACACCAUGGAUGGAGCCGUG